ACAUUUAAUAUCGUCAACUUUGCUGUUCGUACGAUGUCGGAAUGAUUAAUUAGUGAUUGGGCGGAACGCGAAAUACACAAGCGUCGUUGCACCGGCGCUAAGCUUGGUUAUUUCGUCUCGUCAAUUCGUCGUAUCGAUUAUCCUAUUUUACCGCACGUAACAGAUUGUUUCCACUAAAAAACAAACGAACAAUAAGAGCAAAGAUUAUAUAUGAGAGAAACAUUGAAACGUAGAACAGUGUUAGCAUUUAUCAUCAUUACAGUUAUCCGUUCUUUUUCUCUGUAAGGGAUGAAACUCCACCCUUAUAGCGAGUUGUGUUUAUGUUUGUGUUCUGAUAGAGCAACUCAACAAUCUUCGAUUGUGACUAGCAAAUGAAUCAUUUUGUAUGGAGGAUUACUUGUGAAAUUUGUCUAUCAAGUGUUAAAAAAUUGCUUAGUGUUGAGGAAGUAAAACAGAAUGGACACUGCUACAGAACUGGAACAUAUAGAAAAGUUAGCGAAGGAAGCAGAGUGUUUAAAGAUUCGUUUGGAGGAUGAACGACAAAAGUUAAAUGAUAUUACCCUUGCCAGUGUAGCUGAUAGACUUGAAAUAAUUAACUGUAUAAAUGUAAAACCUAGACGUAUCUUAAAAGGACAUCAAGCCAAAGUUCUAUGCUCUGAUUGGUCUCCUGAUAAACGUCAUAUUGUUUCUUCUUCACAGGAUGGAAAAAUGAUUAUAUGGGAUGCCUUCACAACAAAUAAAGAACACGCUGUUAGUAUGCCAACCAGAUGGGUCAUGGCAUGUGCUUAUGGUCCCAGUGGUACUUUAGUAGCAUGUGGCGGAUUGGACAACAAAGUUACAGUGUACCCAUUAAGUUUAGAAGACGAUGUCUCAGCUCAUAAGAAAACUGUCGGCACGCAUACAUCGUACAUGUCGUGUUGCGCGUUUCCCAACAGCGAUCAGCAGAUUCUAACAGGCAGUGGGGACAGUACAUGCGGCUUGUGGGACGUGGAGAGUGGGCAGUUAUUGCAAAGUUUCCAAGGUCACUCCAGCGACGUCAUGUCCAUUGAUUUAGCGCCCAGCGAAACUGGAAAUACGUUCGUGUCGGGUGGCUGUGAUAAGAUGGUUUUAAUCUGGGAUAUGCGCAGUGGCCAAUGUGUGCAAAGCUUCGAAGGACAUCAAUCCGAUGUCAACUCGGUAAGAUUUCAUCCAGGAGGCGACGCGGUAGCGACAGGAUCGGACGACGCUACUUGUCGCUUGUUCGAUCUACGUGCAGACAGAGAAGUUGCGGUAUACGCAAAAGAAAGUAUAAUAUUCGGAGCGAACGCAGUCGACCUCAGCGUGAGCGGCCGUCUGCUCUUCGCCGGCUACAACGAUUACACGGUGAACGUGUGGGAUACUCUCAAGUGCCAAAGAGUGGCAUUGUUAUACGGGCACGAGAAUCGCGUUUCGUGUCUGAGAGUUUCACCGGACGGUACUGCGCUCUCGACCGGUAGCUGGGACUCGACUUUACGAGUUUGGGCUUAGCUUUACCAAUCGCUACUAUUGUCCUUACUUCGAACACGCGAAGAUACAGUUCUCGCUAUAUGCAGCACAGUUAGUCUUUCAUUACAUUUUAUAUUUAUUUAUUUAGAUUCUUGCCUCUCUUCUCAACUACUUUUCAGAUUUAUUUAUUCAUGUUGCCAUUAUAUCACGUAUGCAUAUGAUGUAUCAAAUUGAUAUUGUUGUCUAUUUCUAUAGCAACACGCUAAAUCAUAUAUGAGAUGUAAUCAGUAACAAGCAGCAACAUGAUUAUAGUGAUGUUAUAAUAUUAAUAACGUUAUAUUAGGCUGGUCCUAAUUUACAGAAGAAUUUUAGCGGUAAUAUAUUAGUGGAGUCAAAAUAUGUAUGUGACAGGAAAUAAAAGUUUCAUAAAUCCCAA
Odontomachus brunneus is the source of this 1900-nucleotide messenger RNA. RefSeq names its product guanine nucleotide-binding protein subunit beta-5 (gene Gbeta5). Gene Ontology annotation, cellular component: heterotrimeric G-protein complex; cytoplasm. The coding region runs from base 457 to 1506 and encodes 349 amino acids. The transcript has 6 exons. Gene Ontology annotation, biological process: G protein-coupled receptor signaling pathway; G protein-coupled dopamine receptor signaling pathway. Lineage: Eukaryota; Metazoa; Arthropoda; Insecta; Hymenoptera; Formicidae. Gene Ontology annotation, molecular function: signaling receptor complex adaptor activity; protein binding. The record is from RefSeq and is a predicted model, not a curated record.